UACCCCUGGACAUUGAUCAAUCAGAGUCUUAUAAAAGGCCUGCUGACUGCUGCUGACAGCAGAGGAAGGUUUUGGAAGACAAAACCAUGGCUGGUGGUUCUCAGUUCAUUUGGAUUCCGCUCCUCUUCACCUGUGUACUCGGCACUUCUGAUCCCAGAGCUGGCCACAACAGUUUGGUCAGAACUGGGAAUCCCGACUUGGACGAUAUCCUUUCCAAGAUCAUACAAUCCACUGACUUUCAAAACAGUCCUGUAAAUGUAACGUCAAUUGUCAUCAAAACUUGCACCGGUAUGAAAGAAACUUUGGAGGUGUUACAAAGGAAACUUCAGCAGGCGACUCGCCGUUGCAACCAAAUCGAUGACGAAGCCUCUGGGCUGAGGACUGAUGUCGUGCAGCUGAAAGUGAAACUUGCUGCAUGCAUGUCAACAGCAUCGUCUACAUCUGGCGCGUACCAACCCAAUCUGCAGCUCAAAAUGAAGCAGAUGCUGGAGAAGCUUGAUGGUGACACACUUCUCAUUUUUAAAAUAAUGACACUCACCAGGGAGGUGAGCACUUUACAGGAGAAGGUCAAGCUUGCUACUAAUUCUAACAGAACUGCAGACGAAAUCGCAGAGCUGCAGAAAGAGCUGGACAAGAAGACGGCUGAACUAAAAGAUCAGAUACAGGAAGCUGAAGAAAGCCUUUCAAGCGCAACUCUCAUAAUUCAGAUAAUCUCCCUGCAGAAUCAGCUCUGGGCUUUACAAGAGGCAGAAACAAGAGGGGGAAAACCAAACUCUAACAGUUCAAGUUACAUGACUCUGGUGAAACAACAGCUCAACAGGAAGAUCGUUCUGCUGCAAGAAAAAGGAGAUACCAACUCUUCUAUUUUGCUGGAACUGAUUUAUGUACGCACAAGGAUUGCAGAGUUGAAGAGGAUGAUCAUCGAUGCUAUUGAGAAAUCCAAAACCAUCGCCGCUGAUGCCAGGAAGCAAUGGAACCAAAAGAUUGAUCUCCUCAGAAAGCUGAUUAUACAGCUGAAAGAUGACGAGAACAACAGGGAACUAACCAUGCAAAUUAUGAGAGUGCAGGCUGAGGUGCUACAUUUUGAACAGCUGAUGAAAAACGCCAAAAACAUCACUGAUUCCCAAAUUCAAGGGUUCCGCGUUAUGUUGGACAAAGAGAAGCAAAGGCAAGACAUUUUACAGAGGCAACUGGAAGCAGUGGAGUAUGUUAAGGCACAGCAGAUCAUGCAAGUCAUCAGCCUAAUAGAAGAAAGGAAAGAGCAGCACCUGACAGGCCAGCCCACCACUGUGCGUGAAGGUAUAGAAAAAAAAUACAUCGAAGCUCAGGCCAAAUUAAGAGAGCUGGAGAGGAAAUUGCGACUGAAGACUGAAAUGGAUUCCAAAUUUGUGAAAAGAUAUGAGCAGGUGAAGACCGACUUUGACCGCAAAAUUGCUGAACUGAAAAGAACCGAGGACCUCCAACCAGCUCUCAUUAUAAAGUUGAUGAGCCUGCAUGAUGAGCUGAGGGCUUUGAAGGAUCAGAUCUCUCUCUCAGAAGACAAAGGCUUGACCUCCGAGCUACGGAAACAACUGGAGAGAAAACAAGAAGAACUGAGCUCAGGAAUUGCAGACAUAGAGAGUCUGACUUCUAGCCCAGGAGCAAUUUUAAAGAUCCUUGAACUGCAACAUGAGUUAUGGAACCUUCAGAACAAAGCCACCAAUGGAACCCCAAGCGAUCGAGAAGAGGAGUUACAGAACAGACUAGACGGCUUCAUCGAUGAAAUCAACAACAGAGCCGGUGAAAACACAAAACUGAUUCUGAAAAUCAUCAGUCUGCAAAGUCAGCUGGAGCACCUGGACACGCUGCUGUCACAAACCUACAAUUCAAACUCUCCAAGCAUGGUGAUCAUAAGGAACAAUCUAACAGAUGAGCUCACAUUCAAGAGAGCCGAGCUACAGAAAUAUAUAUAUCAGCUGAAUAACAAGAAUCCGGCUAAAGCCAGAUUAAUUCUGGUUAUCACUGAACUCUACAAAAAUCUCAAAAGAAUUGAAAAAGAAAAUCGUGACGAUAACGCAGCAUCCUCUUUAACAUUAACUCUCCAUCAGAUGUAUCUUCAAAACAAAAACAGGAAAUAUGCUCUUAUCAAGGAUAAAGUCGCAGAGCUGGAGAGGCAACUGCAGUUAAAGACACAUGAAUGCUCUGGACUCGAGCAACAACGAAACCAGCUGAAGACUGAAGUUGAAGAGAAGAUUGCAGAACUGAAGAAGACGAAAGACUUCAAAACUGCUCUGCUCCUGAAUGUGAUCAACAUGCAGGCUGAAGUGAGGGCUUUGAGGGAGCAAAUCUCAAAUUCAGAAGAUCCAGAAAUCAUCUCACAGCUGCAGAUGCAACUGGAGAAGAAGCAAGAUGAACUGAUUACUAAGACUGCAGAAAUGGAGGAAUUGAUUGCCAACCCGGUACUAGUUUUACAAAUCAUUGAGCACCAGAAUGAGAUAUGGGACCUGCAGAACAAGGAUGUGAAUGGGACAGCUGGUGACCAGAUAAAAGCUCUGCAAAACAGAAUAGACACACUCAUGGCUCAAAUGGGCAGCAGUGAUCAAGAAAACACCAAACUGACACUGAAAAUCCUGAAUCUGCAGAGUCAGGUGAAGCACCUGCAGAAUCUGCUGUCAAACCGUGAGACUCUGCAAACCAGUAAGCUAACUGAGCUCACAAAUGAGCUUGCAGCCAAGAAGGGAGAGCUGGAGAAACAAGUCAAUGAGCUGAAAGAGAAGAACCAGGAAAAUGCCAACCUGAUUUUGAACAUCACUGAUCUGCAAAGCCAACUUGAAAACCUUGAAAAAGUUAAGACAGCUGAGGAUAAAGAAAGUGCUGCUACAAUUUCUAAUCUCAGAAAACAACUGAAGGAUAAAGAGGAGGAGCAUUCUCGCGAUCAGGAAGUGAUCCUUGACUUGCAGCAAAAACUGAACGAGACACAAAGCUGUUCAGAUUAUGAGCAGACAAUUACAGAUCUGCAGCAAAGCCUGAAUGACAAAAUCAAGGAGCUGCAGUCCAAAUCGAACUCUGUUACUUCACUUGCUCUACAAAUUUCUACAUUAACUCAGCAAGUGGAGCAACUGAAAGCGCAAAUGGACAACUCUGUGUCCAAAUCCAAGGUUGAUGAGCUCCAAAAAGCCAUAGAUGAAAAGAACGAGGAGCUGGACAAACUAACAAAAGAGCUGAAAGAGAGAAGCACUCAACCACGUAGACUUCUGCAGAUUAUUGCACUACAAGCACAAAUCGAGAAACUGGACACUGUGGCGAAAAAUGAUACAGACGAUGAGAAGAUUAUAGCACUUCAAGAAAAGCUCACUCAUUUGAUUGAAGGAGUUAAAGAUGAACAGGAUGAAAAUACUAAGCUGACAUUUCAGAUCUUGAAUCAGCAAGCUGAAAUAGCAAGACUGAAGAAGCAAGAAGAGAGGAAGAAUCAGACACAAGAAGCACAAAUUAAAGAUCUGGAGAAGCAACUGGAGGCCAUGAGGAAUCAGAUAAACACAGGAGGUGGUCCUCAGAUUAUGGAGCUUGAAGUGCAAAUUGAAGAACUGGAAGAUAACAUAGCAGCCCUCAAAGAGGCUCAUACUGAGAGCCUUGCAGACCUUCAAAGGAGACUAAAGUUGAAAGAGAGGCAGCUGGAAGACACUGAAAGUCAACUUGAGCAUGCAGAUGCAGAGAAUUUUAAAUAUGUGAUGGAGAUUGCUGAUCUGAGGGUGAAACUGAAAAAGGCGGUGACGCAGACAUCUGACAAAAAAAUCAAAGACAUGGAGAAGAAACUAAAAACACAAGAAACUGAGAAUAAAAAACUUGAAGCUGCAAACAAAGAGUUGGAGAAAAAACUGCAAUUAAAGACUCAAGAAUGCUCUGGACUCAAGGAACAACGAAACCAGCUGAAGACUGAAGUUGAAGAGAAGAUUGCAGAACUGAAGAAGACGAAAGACUUCAAAACUGCUCUGCUCCUGAAUGUGAUCAACAUGCAGGCUGAAGUGAGGGCUUUGAAGGAGCAAAUCUCAAAUUCAGAAGAUCCAGAAAUCAUCUCACAGCUGCAGAUGCAACUGGAGAAGAAGCAAGAUGAACUGAUUACUAAGACUGCAGAAAUGGAGGAAUUGAUUGCCAACCCAGGACUAGUUUUACAAAUCAUUGAGCACCAGAAUGAGAUAUGGGACCUGCAGAACAAGGAUGUGAAUGGGACAGCUGGUGAUCAGAUAAAAGCUCUGCAAAACAGAAUAGACACACUCAUGGCUCAAAUGGGCAGCAGUGAUCAAGAAAACACCAAACUGACACUGAAAAUCCUGAAUCUGCAGAGUCAGGUGAAGCACCUGCAGAAUCUGCUGUCAAACCGUGAGACUCUGCAAACCAGUAAGCUAACUGAGCUCACAAAUGAGCUUGCAGCCAAGAAGGGAGAGCUGGAGAAACAAGUCAAUGAGCUGAAAGAGAAGAACCAGGAAAAUGCCAACCUGAUUUUGAACAUCACUGAUCUGCAAAGCCAACUUGAAAACCUUGAAAAAGUUAAGACAGCUGAGGAUAAAGAAAGUGCUGCUACAAUUUCUAAUCUCAGAAAACAACUGAAGGAUAAAGAGGAGGAGCAUUCUCGCGAUCAGGAAGUGAUCCUUGAUUUGCAGCAAAAACUGAACGAGACACAAAGCUGUUCAGAUGAUAAGCAGAGAAUUACAAAGCUGCAGCAAAGCCUGAAUGACAAAAUCAAGGAGCUGCAGUCCAAAUCGAACUCCGUUACUUCACUUGCUCUACAAAUUUCUACAUUAACUCAGCAAGUGGAGCAACUGAAAGCGCAAAUGGACAACUCUGUGUCCAAAUCCAAGGUUGAUGAGCUCCAAAAAGCCAUAGAUGAAAAGAACGAGGAGCUGGACAAACUAACAAAAGAGCUGAAAGAGAGAAGCACUCAACCACGUAGACUUCUGCAGAUUAUUGCACUACAAACAGAAAUCGAGAAAUUGGUCGUUGUGGCGGAAAAUGAUACAGAUGACCAGAAGAUUAAAGCACGUCAAGAAGAGCUCAAUUCUUUGAUUGAGGGAAUUAAAGAUGAACAGAAUGAAAAUAUUAAGCUGACAUUUCAGAUCUUGAAUCAGCAAGAUGAAAUAGCAAGACUGAAGAAGCAACAGGAGAGGAAGAAUGAGACACAAGAAGCACAAAUUAAAGAUCUGGAAGAUCAACUGAAGACCAUCAGGAAUGAGAUACAAUACAAGACAGACCUGCUGGGUAGAAAAGAUAUAAAUAUUGCUAAUCUGUCUGCUCAGAUUAUGGAGCUUCACGAGCAAAUUACACCACUGGAAGAUAACAUAGCAGCCCUCAAAGAGGCUCAUACUGAGAGCCUUGCAGACCUUCAAAGGAGACUAAAGUUGAAAGAGAGGCAGCUGGAAGACACUGAAAGUCAACUUGAGCAUGCAGAUGCAGAGAAUUUUAAAUAUGUGAUGGAGAUUGCUGAUCUGAGGGCGAAACUGAAAAAGGCUGAAACGCAGACAUCUGACAAAAAAAUCAAAGACAUGGAGAAGAAACUAAAAACACAAGAAACAAAGAAUACAAAACUUGAAGCUGCAAACAAAGACCUAAAGCAGGAAGUCACGGAGCUGAAGAUGUGCUGCUCUCAAAUGCCAGAGGAGUGUGAAGACUUGCGGAGAGAGUUGCAGCAGAGCCAUGAUGAUGGAGACCGCCUGCAACAGGAGCUGCGUCAGAAGGAUGCCAAGCUCAACCAGUUGGAGCAGGAGUUACAAAGACAGAACAGGGAGAAUAACAGACUGCAGAAUAAUAUUGACAGGCUUCAAAAGGAACUAGGUGAUAUAGAAGAAAAGACCAUCCAUACCUCAAAGACGACCUUCGAUCCAGACACAGCGCACCCAAGAAUAGUUUUAUCUGAUGAUGAAACCGAGAUGUCCACUACAGAGUUUAUGCAAGACGUCCCCGACAAUCCAAGACGGUUUGAUGUGAUUCUGGGGGCCCUAGGUGCCACCGGCUUCUCAUCUGGCAAGCAUUACUGGGAGGUGUCAGUAGCUGGGAAGACCUGUUACCACCUUGGGAUGACCAGUGAAUCUUCUCAAAGAAAGGGAUCAAUACGCUUCAGUCCAACAAAUGGUUACUGGACUAUAGUCCUGAACAAACAGGGUCAGUACGGAGCUAUAGAGCACAGGAGGACGGUUCCCAUUCCUGCUGAGGUACAUCCCGUUACCCUGGGUAUCCUGCUAGAUUACAAAAAGGGAACCAUCUCGUUUUAUGAUUCAGGGGCCAGAACUCAUAUGUACUCUUUUGUAGGUCAGCGCUUCACAGGAAAAAUUUAUCCAUUUGUCAAUUUCUGUGUAGAAGAUGGCAGUGCUCCAAAUCCAAUAGUUUUAAUUACUCCUGGAGCAACUGACUGGAUAAAAUAAGGGUCACGAGAAGUUUUGUCCGCACCCAUGUCAAAAUGUGUGACAUUGAGCAUAUGAGUAAUAAAAUAAUAACUGAAGAAUAAGUCGCACAUAUUUCUGCUAUUGUUGCUAUUAAAUGCUUCAGACAGUAAAACAAAUAUACCAUGCUUGCAACAUUCUCUCCCUGUCUUUAAAGCCAA
This is a messenger RNA of Oreochromis niloticus (Nile tilapia), 6571 nucleotides long. RefSeq names its product golgin subfamily A member 4. Bases 87 to 6392 code for a protein of 2101 amino acids. The transcript has 75 exons. The record is from RefSeq and is a predicted model, not a curated record. NCBI's taxonomy places the organism in Eukaryota, Metazoa, Chordata, Actinopteri, Cichliformes, Cichlidae. Gene Ontology annotation, molecular function: protein binding.